Messenger RNA from Habropoda laboriosa, 1182 nucleotides. Its product is annotated as programmed cell death protein 7. The record is from RefSeq and is a predicted model, not a curated record. The coding region runs from base 1 to 1170 and encodes 389 amino acids. Lineage: Eukaryota; Metazoa; Arthropoda; Insecta; Hymenoptera; Apidae. The transcript is spliced from 3 exons.
AUGUUCAAUGAUCAAAGUUUUUUAGAUGGUCCUACACAAAGCUAUAUGGACCCAUAUUAUAAUAUGUCUCAUCCAAUGAAUCAAUCUAUUUAUAAUGCAAAUUAUAAUAUGAAUGUAUAUCAAAAUUAUAUUUAUCCAGUUAGUGGAACAUCUAAUAAUGCUAAUGAGAAUGCUACAUAUAGUAAUGCAAGAAAACGACAAGCUGAUGAGGAAGAUAUUGAAAAUUUUCUCCUAGAAGUUGAUCAAUCUACUAACAUAGAUGACCAGAGAAAUAUACGCAGAAAAUCUAAAAUUGCUAUAACAAAAAAUGCUAUAACAUCAGCAUAUAAGUUAAAUGAAAAAUUGAAAGCAAUUUGUGCAGAGCUCAAAGAUUGUCAAAAUUUAACAGAAGAAGAAUGGCAACAAAAGAUGAGUAUCUGCAAUGCAGCAAAAGAAGAAAUUGUUAAAUUAUUAGAGCCUAUUAGAGACCAAACAUUUUUAAAUCAGUUACAAAAAGAUUUAGAAAGAAGGAAGAAAAAAAGAUUAAGAGAAAAAAUGAAAAAAGAGAAAUGGAGAAAUGAGAAAUUAAUAAUAAUGGAAAGGAGAGCUAGAAUGCAUGCACAAAUUGAUUCAUGGAUUAGGAAAGAACAAGCUGUAAUAGAGAAAGAAAAGCAAGAAGAAAAUUUACGUAAAGAUGCUGACAUGAUUUUAUUUGAUGUUAGAGGAAAGCGAAAUGAUGCUAGAAAAUAUCUUGGAUUGCUGCAGGAAUUACGAAAUUUGCGGAAUGUUAAAGCAAAUAUUGCCAGAGCAAGAGGGGAACAUUUAUCUUUAGCAGCUGAUGAAACAUUUAAUAAUAUUAUUGCAAAGUUAACAGAACAGUGGACAAAGCUUGAUCGUGAAUAUUCUAUAGAAGAACAAGGUUUAAAAUUAAUGUUAAAGACUGAUAAUGAAAAGAGAAUUGAAAAACAGAAGAAGAAUCUUUUUGAUGAAUGGGAGAAAGUACUAUUUGGAAGAAAAAUAACAUCUGAUCAGUAUAAUACAGACUUAACUAAUUUUAUUACUAUAAGAACUGCCUGGGAUAAGUAUAUAAGUUCAGAUAGCGAUGCAUCCGCAAUUCCAAUUGGAUGGGUAAUGCCUGAAAUACCAUCCUCUGCUGCCUGGCAAAAAUGUCUUAAAAAAGAAGUUUCAUGAAAUAAAUUAAUA